Molecule: messenger RNA, 1317 nt
Organism: Fibroporia radiculosa
Lineage: Eukaryota; Fungi; Basidiomycota; Agaricomycetes; Polyporales; Fibroporiaceae
Exons: 7
Coding region: 1-1317 (438 amino acids)
Molecular function (GO): protein binding
Source: RefSeq, a predicted model, not a curated record
AUGGAUCCAGCGGACACCUCGAAUCUCAUGCGAUCGGAAGCGGAGCUACUUCUGCAGGAAUCGCGCAAGAAAAAAGCAGAGAAAAUUAAAACUCUCGGCUCGCCGAUAGAGCUCGCAGGUGUAGCUCUCGGACUCGAGAUCCGAGGGAAUCAUGCCUGGAUAGCGGAGAACACAGCCGUCGCCAGGAAAGUGGACCUCGAGACAGGAAGAACGCUACAGCUUUUCCGUGGACACAGCGCGCCACUAACAUGCCUCGCGUUUUUUGACAAGGUGCAGGGCUCGGGCGCGGGCGAUAUGCUGGUCACUGGGUCUUGGGAUAAAGUGACGAACAUGUUACCAUCAAAAUAUGGGAUACCGCGGCACACUAAAAAACUGAUCUCCUCGACCCUGGCACACUCGGAUUUUGUCAAAGCACUCUUCGUCAUACCCUCUCUGCAACUCCUCAUAUCCGGAAGCUCGGACAAAAUUGUCCGGUUCUGGGAUCUCUCAGCAUACCAGAAUGGCCAGCCGCUGCAGUCAACGGGAUCGAUUUCUGCGCACCUCAGACCUGUAGAAGCCUUUAGCGCACGAGUUAUGGGAGAUUCUGCGAUACUUUAUACGGCAGACACCAUGGGCAUGAUGAAGGUGUGGAAACUGACGAGGGAAGACGGCAGCGCGUCACGGUGGAAAACCACCCUUUUGGAAGAACUGAACCAUCACCGCACCCGGAUCAACGAGAUCGUCUGCGACAACGGGAUGCUGUGGACAGCCUCGUCCGACGACACCGUACAAGUCGUUCCGGCCGAUACAUCCACUGCGUCGUCUACGUCCAAGCCCGCGCCGCCCAUCGUCCACCCCACCGCAGUCAGAGCCGUCCUGCCGCUGCUGGAGAACUACCUGCUUACCGGCGCGGGGGACGUCAUCCGCCUGUACGACGUGUGCGCGCUGGACGAGCCGGAGCUGCUGUCGGAGGUAGACGGGCACUGGCACGACGUGACUAUGCUGCGCGUCUGGAUGCGCAAGCGGCCGCAGGCAGAGGGCCACCCGAAGGGCGCGGUGGCGGUGGAGCCGUGGGUGGUCAGCGCGAGCCUGGACGGGACGCUGCGGAAGUGGAACCUCGCUGGUGAGUCGUGUGUCGUGCGCGUAUGUCGCUUCGGGCGACAGAUGCGAACGCUGAUCGGUGCGUUCGGGCGUGCAGACAUGAUGCAGAGUUCGGGGCCGAAGGCUCCGCCGCAGGCAGAGGAGAAGCCGCAGAAGCUGGCGCCGACGGGCGCGUUCCAAAUGUCAGAGGAGGAAGAGCGGGAGCUUGCAGAGCUGAUGUCGGACGACGAUGAGUAA